CCGGGCCAGGUCGUGCCCGGUAAGAAGCUGUACUUCCGCUUGCUCCCGGUACGGAAUUUCCUUUUAGGAAGGAGAUCAUCGAUCGAAAUGGACAGCAAAAGACCACGACUGCUCCAGGAAGAGGACAAGCAGAAAACAAUAGCCAGAGUGGCGCUCAGUGCACCUUCCAUGCUACGAAAGAACCAGCUAGGUUUCCUCAGAUUUACCAACUAUUGCCGUUUAGCUCGUGAGCUGCGUGUGAGCUGCAUGCGGGGGAAGAAGGUCCAGAUUUAUAGCUGGGAUCCAUCCUCUUUGAUAGGCGUCCGAUUUAACUUAAUACUGGCGAAUACCAACACUGACCAGCUUUUCACAGUGCACCAAGUCGAAGCCGGCGGCUUCAAGUAUGGCAUCAUCACCAUCCGAGGUCUGAGGACCCCUGAGCUCAACGUAUACUCGCACAAAAACCUGUACGUCCCUAACCGGAAGGUGAAUUCUUCGUGCUGGGCCUCCCUGAAUCAUUUGGAUUCCCACCUUCUGCUGUGCUUUGUGGGAUUUGCAGAGACUCCGAGCUGUGCCGUGCUGCUCCCAGCUUCGCUGUUCAUAGGUAGCUACCCAGGAGCGUGUCGGCCUGGCAUGCUCUGCACUUUCCAGAUCCCGGAUGCGUGGUCCUGUGCCUGGUCCAUGAGCAUCCACGCCUAUCACUGCUUCAGUACAGGUUUGUCUCGGCAGGUCCUGUUGACCAACGUGGUGACGGGACACCAGCAGUCAUUUGGGACUAACAGUGAUGUCUUGGCCCAGCAGUUUGCAAUUAUGACUCCUUUGCUGUUCAAUGGCUGUCGUUCUGGGGAGCUUUUUGGCAUCGAUCUGCGUUGUGGAAAUCAAGGCAGGGGAUGGAAGGCCAUUUGUCUGUCCCAUGACUCAGCAGUGACCUCUCUGCAGAUCCUCCAAGACGGGCAUUGCCUGGUGGCGUCAGACAUGACUGGAACGAUCAAGCUGUGGGACAUUAGGGCCACUAAAUGUGUAACACAGUAUGAAGGUCAUGUGAAUAAGUCCGCCUACCUGCCCCUGCAUGUGAAUGAGGAAGAAGGUGUCGUGGCGGCCGUGGGCCAGGACUGCUACACGAGAAUCUGGAGCCUCCGUCACGGCCACCUGCUCACAACCAUACCCUCCCCAUACCCUGCCUCGGAGGACGACAUUCCCAGUGUGGCCUUCUCUUCUCGGCUCGGCGGCUUCCGAGGAGCACCAGGGCUGCUCAUGGCUGUCCGGGAGGACCUUUAUUGUUUCUCCUACAGUUAAUUCUUCAGGAUACAGCCCAGAGGAAUGUGGAUUCGACUUGAAGAAGCAGAGUAUGGUAUUACUGUUUCUAUGAGCGCAUUUUAAGAGCUGUUCCAUGUUUGUAGAUCCCAUUCAUCUGGCUGCUAGGGGUAAGGUGCUAUUUUAUGUGAAGAUAGUUUUGUAAAGUUAUUUCAGUUAAAUUGUGGGCUUGGAGAGUUUGAAAGUCCUUUUCAUAAAAGGUUACUACUUCCUUUUCUUAUUGAAUACCUUAGAAUAGUUAUUCUCUCCCCUUUUUUUAAACAAAAAAUACUUUUCUAAGGACUGAAGAUUGGCAAAAACUAAAAUUAAAACUGCUUCUUUCACCAGAAGCCCUUUAGAGAAUCAUAAUAAUGCACUGGUGAAACUAUUUGACUAGUUCUAUCUGGGUUCUGGAAAUAUAUACAUCAGUGCUUGAGAAGUCCAGAGGCAGAGGAGAGGAGGGGGAGAUCAUUUCUUUCAGUUUCUACAGAAGUUUUUGAGGCUACAUUUUGGAAUCAUUAAACUUGGCCUUCUCAAUCUCAAUAGCAGAUCUCUGAGAUUCUCCUUUUAUUAUUUUCCAUAGGCAAAGGAAGGAAAAGUGGAUCUUUUUAAAUAAUAGAAGUUUUAAACUGUCCUUAACGUGCCUUCGUUGAGGCACCUUCCAGAACGUAAGGUUUCUUCAGAAUGCAGCUCUGGUUUCUAUAAUGAUGACUUGAAUGUCAGAGUCAAGGGCUCAGUGUCAAAGGUAAUUGGCCUUGACUUUUUGUGAUUUAGGAGCAGCAGUUUGUGAGAUGUUUAUUCAAAGUGUUAAAGAGCUUGUUUUCUACCAAACAAGCUAGAAAAGACAAAAAACAAACAAAACAAAACAAAACAAAAAACUUGUGUAAUAUAGUUAGUGCUACUUAAUAGCCAAACCCUGGAAGUGAUCUGACUGCAAAAUGCUAAAAUUGAUAAAUAAUUUGUGCUGUAAUCAUACAAUUGGAUAAAACAUGUUAUGAAAUAAGACACAAUUGCUAUAUGAAACUGUGGAUUAGCCUCAACAUGUUGAUUGUAAAUGUAGGUAGAAAUGAUCACAAAGUGAUUCAGUUCUAAAAUUCAAAAGCAGUAAAAACUUACCUAUGAAUACAGGGUACUGUGGAAGGAAGAACAGAUAUUGUUUGGUUUUUUUCUUUUUCUUUUUAGGAUAUUGUUUGGGAAGUAACAUGCAGAAACUUUAAAAAUGCUGUUUUAUUUUUCUUGAUCCUUGAUACAUACACAUUUUGUAUGUCUAUACACUUCACACUUUAUAUAAUACCUCAAAAAUAAAAAUAUGAAAGCAGAACACUCUUGUAAUUGGUCAGGCAAGGGAGUGAUGAUGGCUUGGACCUGAAUAUGAGAAGUAAAAAUAAUAAGAAAAAUAGGAAAUGAUUUCAUUGGAAGAUCAUUUGAAGGUAGUAUUAGUAAGACUUGCUGAUGAGAGUAAUCUAGAAAGUGAAAGAAUAAAGAUUACAGCUUUUUUGUUAACUUUAGGACUGGUGGAUGGUGUUGUCAUUUACUAAAAUGGGGAGGAUUUGAAAUGAAAAAGUUUUAGGUGAAGGGAAUAAUGCCAAGUUUUAGGCAAAUAUUAAACAUCUAAUUCCGUAGAUCGGAGGUGAUGUCAGGACAUAGAUAAGGUUAAUGUAGUAAUUACAUAUUGAUAGAGGAAUAGAUCAGUAGAGAAGAUGCAGAAGAGUGGUUAGGUGCAUAGAUUUUUGAAAUCAGUUAAAUUAGUUUUUGAUACUCACUUGAUGUGUGACAGGAGAAAUUGUGUAAGCUUUACUUGUUAUCAUUUCUUCAUUGUAAAAUGUCUUAGAUAAUAAAACUAACUCAUAAAGUAGGUACUGUUUUAAAAGAUGUAUACAUUGACCCUUUUACAUUAUAAGCAUUCAGUAAGAAAUAGCUGCAGAUGUUAUUUUUUAAAAGAAGUUCAAAAACAGCUAUAGGCAGUUGACAAAAUGUAAUGACUACAUAACUUGUGAAACUGUUUACCCUCACUUGCAAAUAGAAUAAAUGCGAAUAAAGCAA
This is a messenger RNA of Cebus imitator (Panamanian white-faced capuchin), 3315 nucleotides long. It is a transcript of the gene DCAF4L2, whose product is annotated as DDB1 and CUL4 associated factor 4 like 2. Gene Ontology annotation, molecular function: protein binding. The record is from RefSeq and is a predicted model, not a curated record. NCBI's taxonomy places the organism in Eukaryota, Metazoa, Chordata, Mammalia, Primates, Cebidae. Gene Ontology annotation, cellular component: Cul4-RING E3 ubiquitin ligase complex. Bases 88 to 1275 code for a protein of 395 amino acids. The transcript has a single exon.